UAAAUUAAUGAAAGCAGUAACAAGUGAAACGCAACUUAAAGGCCCUUGUGUAAUCAUUUGGCAUAUAAGACCACACCCCUGGUCGGAGCACAUAUAGACGGAAGACACAGAGUGAAUGAGAAUGGAUACUUCGAUGGUAAUACACAGCGGUGGAUGUCAUUGUAAAAGAGUGAGAUGGAAAGUACAGGCACCAACAAAUUUAGUAGCCUGGGAUUGCAACUGUUCUAGUUGUUCUAUGAGAAGAAACACCCACUUCAUUGUCCCUUCUGAAAGAUUUGAAAUUCUUGGAGAUUCAAAAGAGUUCCUCACGACUUACACUUUUGGCACUCACACAGCACAGCACACUUUCUGUAAGGUUUGUGGCAUAACUUCAUUCUACAUUCCACGGUCCAAUCCCGACGGAGUGGCAGUUACUUUGAGGUGUAUUGAUCCCGGAACAGUGACCCAUGUUGAGAUCAAGGCCUUCGAUGGAGAGAACUGGGAGAACUCGUAUACUACGUCAGGAAUCGCUUCAUGUUCAAAAGUACUGCCUGUAGAAUUAAAUUGAUGAUUGUUAGGAGUUGAAAGGAUAUUUGACCAUAUUAAUCUACAUUCAUGUGAGAUAGAUGUUGGAGAUGCUUUAAUAUGAAAACAGGGCAAGAGUAAACUGGAGCUCAGAACUCUUUAUAGAUAUUACAAGUCUGCUUAGACACUGAGUUCGUUUCCAUAAGUCGAUACACUAAAUUCAGAUUAAAACUGUUAAGUGUUGCAUUAAAAUCAAGAAUAAGAGUGUUAAAUUUAAUUUGGGUUUUGCA
Molecule: messenger RNA, 794 nt
Organism: Daucus carota subsp. sativus
Lineage: Eukaryota; Viridiplantae; Streptophyta; Magnoliopsida; Apiales; Apiaceae
Exons: 2
Coding region: 116-547 (143 amino acids)
Molecular function (GO): carbon-sulfur lyase activity
Source: RefSeq, a predicted model, not a curated record